This is a messenger RNA of Oxyura jamaicensis (ruddy duck), 1767 nucleotides long. It is a transcript of the gene WRAP73, whose product is annotated as WD repeat containing, antisense to TP73. Lineage: Eukaryota; Metazoa; Chordata; Aves; Anseriformes; Anatidae. The record is from RefSeq and is a predicted model, not a curated record. The transcript has 12 exons. The coding region runs from base 91 to 1440 and encodes 449 amino acids. Gene Ontology annotation, molecular function: protein binding. Gene Ontology annotation, biological process: protein localization to mitotic spindle pole body; mitotic sister chromatid segregation; microtubule anchoring at mitotic spindle pole body. Gene Ontology annotation, cellular component: MWP complex; mitotic spindle; microtubule organizing center.
CCCCCACGUCCUUAUUGGCAGCCCUGCGGAGCGGCGCCUGCCCCUUUUCUUCCGCGGCCGGCCCGGGGCGAGGGCCGGGCCGGGCCCGCCAUGAACUUCUCGGAGCCGUGCCGGCUGACGGGGCUGCUGGGCAGGAUCUCCCCUGACGGGCGGUGCCUGGCUUCAUGUGUGCAGUACCGGCUCAUCGUUCGGGACGUGAGCACCCUCCAGAUCCUCCAGCUGUACACGUGUCUGGAUCAGAUUCAGUACAUAGAGUGGUCGUCUGACUCCCUUUUCAUCCUGUGUGCCAUGUACAAGCGAGGGAUCGUCCAGGUCUGGUCCUUGGAGCAGCCAGACUGGCACUGUAAGAUAGACGAAGGCUCAGCAGGAUUGGUGGCUUCAUGCUGGAGUCCGGAUGGUCGUCACAUUCUCAAUACAACUGAGUUUCAUCUGCGGAUAACUGUGUGGUCCUUGUGCACCAAGUCUGUGUCUUACAUCAAGUAUCCCAAAGCUUGUCAGCAAGGGAUCGCUUUCACGAAGGAUGGCCGCUAUAUGGCAGUAGCAGAAAGACGUGACUGCAAAGACUUCGUCAGCCUCUUCGUAUGCAGUGACUGGCAGCUACUCAGGCAUUUCGACACUGAAACACAAGAUCUCUUUGGGAUCGAAUGGGCUCCCAAUGGCUGUGUUCUGGCAGUGUGGGAUACGUGUCUUGAGUAUAAAAUAUUGCUGUACUCCCUUGAUGGCAGACUGCUGUCCACAUACCGGGCGUAUGAAUGGUCAUUAGGAAUCAAAUCAAUUGCCUGGAGUCCCAGCAGUCAAUUUUUGGCAAUUGGCAGCUAUGAUGAAAAGGUGCGUAUCUUGAACCACGUAACUUGGAAAAAGAUCGCAGAGUUUGAACAUCCAGCAACAGUUGCUAACACAAAGACUGUUGUGUAUAAAGAAGUGGAGAAACCUCCAUCUGUUGAAACGGAGAGACUUUCUUUCCCACCGACGAGAGUGUUGGCUAGUUCUCUCUUCAGCACACAAAGUAAAUAUGACAUUUCCCAGGUUCCAGUCUCUUUCCAGUAUAUCAAACCAGUUGCUGAUAGAGCUAAUCCCAAAAUGGGGAUUGGGAUGUUGGCAUUCAGUUCAGAUAACUGCUUCCUGGCAACCAAAAACGAUAACAUUCCUAAUGCUGUCUGGAUCUGGGACAUUCAAAAGCUGAAACUAUCUGUAGUCCUAGAGCAGCUGUGUGCCAUCCAGUCCUUCCAGUGGGAUCCACGACAACCUCGACUUGCUGUGUGUACAGGAAAUAGCAAAGUCUACUUAUGGUCCCCAGCUGGAUGUGUGUCAGUGCAGGUUCCAAUGGAAGGUGACUUCCAGAUCGUCUCUCUCUGCUGGCAUCCUAGUGGAGAUUCCAUGGCACUUCUGAGCAAGGAUAACUUUUGUAUGUGUUACUUAGAAAGAGAAGAGGUGAAAUAACUAUCAGCUGAAUUAAAAAUGCUCUCAAAUUUGAGGGGGGGUCAAACCCCAUUGCCCAACCUGGAGGUUUUUGUACUUAUAUUUAUUUGAAGGAGCAUAACCGAACUCCAAUCUGUAAAGUACUGUGUUUAUAUUUGAAUGGUGUUGCAACUAAAGCAUAGAGAAUGAAGUCUGGAUUUUAAGAAAACUAGUUUUGAUGUAGUUGAACUUUCUUUGAAAUUUUAUCAACUAGGGAAUUUUACUUUCUAAAAUUGUAUCUCAGUGUAUAUAAUGUAUAGCUGUUAUUUAAAUUUGAUAAUUUCCAAUAAAUAUUUUGAUAGUUAUAAA